AGCAGCGGCUUGGCGCUUCUCCGAUCCAGGCAGGGCGUGUGAGUGUGCGGUCCCGAAACGAGCGGAGAGGACGGGAGCGGGAAGUGAGGCAACCGCCAUGGGGGCUGAGAAGAAGUUACUGCAGAUUAAGGAGGCCUUUCAGCUGGCCCAGCUGCCGCAUCAGAACCACGCCAAGCUGGCGGCCGCCUUGAACCGGACUUACAGCACGGUAGAAGAUAAAACAAUUUUUUUUAAAGAAUUCAUUCACUACCUUAAAUAUGCUAUGGUGAUCUAUAAGCGGGAACCUGCUGUGGAGAGAGUAAUAGAUUUUGCAGCUAAGUUUGUUACUUCAUUUCACCAACCAGAAAAAGAAGAUGAUGAAGAAGAGGAAGAGACUUCCCUUUUAAGUUAUUUGUUUACUUUUCUCCUAGAGUCUCAUGAAGCAAAUAGCAACGCUGUUAGAUUUAGAGUGUGCCAUCUUAUAAAUAAACUUUUGGGAAGUAUGCCGGAAAAUGCCCAGAUCGAUGAUGAUUUGUUUGAUAAAAUUAAUGAAGCCAUGCUUAUUAGAGCAAAAGAUAAGAUUCCAAAUGUGAGGAUUCAGGCAGUUCUGGCUCUUGCCAGACUUCAGGAUCCCAAGGAUGACGACUGUCCUGUAAUUAAUGCUUAUAAUACCUUACUUGAGAAUGAUUCGAAUUCGGAAGUGAGACGUGCAGUGUUAUCUUGUAUUGCUCCAUCUGCAAAGACUUUAUCAAAAAUUGUUGGGCGCACCAGAGAUGUGAAAGAGGCUGUCAGGAAGUUGGCAUAUCAGGUUUUGGCUGAAAAGGUUCAUAUGAGAGCUUUGUCCAUAGCUCAGAGAGUAAAGCUUCUUCAACAAGGACUUAAUGACAGAUCAGAGUCUGUGAAAGAGGUUAUGCAGAAGAAACUUCUUCAGGCCUGGUUACAUUUUACUGAGGGAGAUGUUUUAGAGUUCCUUCAUCGCCUGGAUGUGGAAAACUGUCCCGAGGUGGCCGACUCUGUCCUCAAGGCCUUGUUUGCCACGAUUCCUGUCAGCGAACUGAUGGAAGUCUGUAAAAGCAGUGAUGGCAAGAAAUUGAUUCCUGUGGAAACACUAACCCCUGAAAUUGCUUUGUAUUGGAGAGUUCUUUGUGAAUAUCUGAAAUCUAAAGGAGAUGAAGGGGAAGCUUUCUUAGAGCAGAUUUUGCCCGAAACUGCAAUCUAUUCAGAAUAUUUGCUGAGUUAUAUUCAGAGCAUUCCAGUCGUUACUGAAGAAAAAAGAGGUGAUUUUGCCUACAUUGAAAAUUUGAUGACAAAAGAGUUCAUAGGUCAGCAGUUGAUUCUAAUUAUCAAGUCCUUAGAUACCAAUGAAGAGGGAGGAAGAAAGCAGUUGUUGGCUAUCCUGCAGGAGAUCCUCACCCUGCCCACUCUCUCGAUCACUUUGGUUUCCUUCCUGGUGGAGAGGCUGCUUCACCUCCUUCACGACGAUGUCAAGAAAACUCAGAUUGUUACAGAAAUUAUUUCAGAGAUCCGGGAGCCCAUUGUCACUGCUGAAGCUUCAGAAGAUUCUGUCGAAAGAAGGAAAAAAGAGCUCAGACUGGCCGAAGUCAAGGUGAAGCUUAUUGAAGCCAAGGAGGCUCUGGAGGAGUGCAUCACACUGCAAGAUUUUAAUCACGCCUCCCUGUUAAAAGAGAAGAUAAAAGCACUUGAAGACACCAAGGUGGAGCUCCUCAGAGAGACAGAGCAGACUGAGAUUGCUGAGGUUCACACAGAGAAGAAUGAUCCUGAAACAUUACAGAAAUGUCUAAUUUUAUGCUACGAACUUCUGAAACACAUCUCUAUUUCUACAGGCAUAAGUGCAACCAUGAAUGUUAUUAUUGACUCUUUGAUUCUUCCUGGAAUAACAAAUGUUCAUCCUGCAGUGAGAAAUAUGGCUGUUUUAUGCUUAGGUUGUUGUGGUUUGCAGAACCAAGAUUUUGCCAGUAAACAUUUUGCAUUGUUAUUGCAGGUUUUGCAGAUUGAUGACAUCGUAAUAAAGAUAAGUGCUCUCAAGGCAGUUUUUGACCAGUUAAUGUUGUUUGGUACUGAACCAUUUAAGUCGAAAAAAGUCAAGGACCUUGAGAAUAGAGAAGCAGAGAUAACUGAGGACAGUGAGCUUGACCAUGAGCUACAAAUGAAAGCCGUUGAAGAAGAGAAUGUCACUGCUAUGAACACCCUGAAGCUUCUGGCUAGUUUUCUGGACAGUGAGAUUUCUGAGCUCCGGACAGCAGCUGCAGAAGGAUUAGCCAAGUUGAUGUUCUCUGGACAAUUAGUCAGUAGCCGGCUUCUUUCUCGUCUUGUUUUGUUGUGGUACAAUCCUGUGACUGAAGAGGACGUUCAGCUGCGACAUUGUCUAGGGGUGUUCUUCCCUAUAUUCGCUUAUGCAAGCAGGACUAAUCAGGAGUGCUUUGAAGAAGCUUUUUUCCCAACUCUGAAAACACUGCUUAAUGCGCCUGCAUCUUCUCCGUUAGCUGAAAUAGAUAUCGCUAAUGUAGCUGAACUACUUGUAGACUUGAUGAGACCAAGUGGGUUGAAUCCUCAAGCCAGAAAUUCCCAGGACUACCAGACUUCAACAGUACAUGAUAAUUUAGCCAUAAAAAUUUGCAAUGAAAUCUUAAUAAAUCCAAGUGCGCCAGAAAUUCGCUUUUAUGUAAAAGCCUUGAAUUCUUUAGAAUUCAGUGACAGCUCUACAAAAGAACUUACCGUGUUAUUGGAUGAGAUUCUUGAGGAAGUAAAAGAUAGGACAUGUUUGAGAAUCUUAGAGAAGAUCAGGAUACAGUUGAGCAAAGGGAGUAGUGAAUGUGGUGGCCAGCAGCGUUCAGGAGGAGCCCAGGACAGUGAGAGCACCUCCAUGAUUGUUAAUCAGAAUGAGGAAGAAAAAAACAAAGAAAUGUUUCAGACUCCUUUUAUAACCAAAAGUAAAGGUGUCAAGACGCUUAAAACCACUGCAUCCAAGACUAACAAAGGACGCAGAAAAGUUGCAGCUGACUCAAAAUCGGUGAAUAGAAGGCAUCAACAUGCCGAACCUCAUUCUGAAAGUGACCAAGAAAUCCCAGAACCAGUUACAGAGAUGAAGACACGACUACCGAGGAGAGCUAAAACAGCAGCUUUGGAAAAAACAAAACUAAAUCUUAUACCUCUUCUUGGUGAAGAAGACAACUAAGAAUUGCCUCCUCUCCCCUCCCCCUUCUCUCCCCCCCUCCACUUUAAUGGCUUUUGCAUUUUGGGGCAGAAAAAAUAUUCAGUUGCUUUUAUAUUAAUAAAAGUUAUUAUUUGCAUUUUAUGACCUAUAAA
This is a messenger RNA of Antechinus flavipes (yellow-footed antechinus), 3306 nucleotides long. RefSeq names its product non-SMC condensin I complex subunit G (gene NCAPG). The coding region runs from base 98 to 3175 and encodes 1025 amino acids. NCBI's taxonomy places the organism in Eukaryota, Metazoa, Chordata, Mammalia, Dasyuromorphia, Dasyuridae. The record is from RefSeq and is a predicted model, not a curated record. Gene Ontology annotation, biological process: mitotic chromosome condensation. Gene Ontology annotation, cellular component: condensin complex; cytoplasm; condensed chromosome. The transcript has 21 exons.